GAAUCGAACACGACGCGGCGGCGGUGGCGGUUGACUUAAAUACAUUUUAUGAGAUCAGCUUCAGUGGAUUGAAGUGCAAAAAUUGUAUCUAAAUAAAAGAGUGUGUAUCUUUGAUAUUAUUUAACCGUAUUUUGUGCAUUUUUGUUUGUCUUGGAUAAAUUGAAAAUACUUAAAGGUAUAUCUUUUUUAUUGUGAGAUAAAACACCAAGUGAAUGGCAAAUUAAGUGAUAAAAAACAAGUGAUAACCGAAUUGUAUUUUAUGUCUUGACAGAAGAAUCUUGCACCGAGAUAAAACAGGAUUCCGUAAAAGGAUCACCUCUAAAGGAUUUAAAUUAAUUUAAUUGUUUUUUGUCAUAUGAAUAUGUUUCUAUACGUUUAAGAUAACCUAAAAAAACGAAUGCGCACAGAAUUUGUUCGAAACAACUUAUAAUGUGUCAUCGGAAAAAUCCCCAAAGAUUAAAGAGUUCAACAAUAUUAAAUCAUUGACGCACCUUACUACGCAUCUAGAACAGAAAUAAUACAUCAGCAUCAGAGAAUUAAGAUUGAGGCUUUAAAAUGGUUCUGAACCUUCUUUUAAUUACAACUGUGAUAAAAUCUACAUUUGGCGUUGUUACGACAGGGUUAUGGCUCAUACCCCUUAUGCUAGCAGCCAUUACCUUUUAUCGCUAUGACAGUAUAGACCCUGAGUCACGACCGAUCGACCAGAGCCGGCUUUAUAUGGAAUAUGACUUUAUCAUUAUUGGAGGAGGGUCAGCGGGAGCUGUGCUUGCUAAUAGGUUAUCAGAGAUCUCAUCGUGGAACAUCCUCCUUCUGGAAGCCGGUCCAGAUGAAAAUGAAAUCUCUGAUGUCCCCUCACUCUCAGCCUACCUACAACUCAGCAGACUUGACUGGCAGUAUAAAACGGAACCGACCAAGAAAGCGUGCCUGGGCAUGGUGAACAAUCGUUGCAACUGGCCUCGAGGGAAAGUGCUCGGUGGGUCGAGUGUCUUGAAUUAUAUGCUCUAUGUUAGAGGCAACCGAUAUGACUACGACCACUGGGAGUCUUUGGGUAACCCUGGAUGGGGCUAUGACGAUAUCUUAAAGUACUUCAAGAAGUCCGAAGACAACCGAAAUCCCUACCUCGCCAACAACCCCUACCAUGGCAAGGGAGGUCUGUUGACGGUGCAGGAAUCGCCAUGGCAUUCUCCAUUAGUGGCGGCAUUUGUCGAAGCUGGCAACGAGCUUGGCUAUGAAAAUCGAGACAUAAACGGCGAACAGCAGACCGGCUUCAUGAUCGCUCAGGGAACCAUCCGAAGGGGGAGUAGGUGCAGUACAGCCAAAGCUUUCCUUCGACCUAUCAGACUACGGAAAAACCUGCACGUGUCGCUAAAUUCCCAAGUCAACAAGAUUCACAUUGAUCCAGAGACGAUGCGAGCUUCAAAGGUGGAAUUUGUGAAGAAUGGACGAGUCUAUCGCAUUCGGGCGAAGAAAGACAUAAUCCUCUCAGCCGGAGCUAUCAACAGCCCUCAAAUUCUUAUGCUCUCCGGAAUCGGUCCCAAGGACCAUCUCGAAGACAUUGGAAUUCCAGUUCUCAAAGACCUGCCAGUUGGUGAUAACCUUCAAGAUCAUGUCGGAAUGGGAGGAAUGUCGUUCUUAGUUGACAAACCUGUUGCCAUUAUUCAGGACCGCUUCAACCCAACUUCCAUAACCCUUCAGUACGUUCUACGCGAGCGAGGCCCUAUGACCACCCUUGGAGGAGUGGAAGGGCUGGCCUUUGUACACACAAUUUACUCCAAUCGAUCUAUCGACUGGCCAGAUAUUCAGUUCCACAUGGCACCAGCAUCGAUCAACUCUGACAACGGAGCUCGUGUGAGGAAAGUGCUUGGUCUCAAGGACUCCCUAUACGACGAAGUUUACCGUCCAAUAGCCAACAAAGACACCUGGACAAUUAUGCCGCUUCUCUUGCGGCCCCGAUCACGUGGAUGGGUUCGUUUGCGGACAAGCAAUCCCGACCACUAUCCCCUCAUCAACGCCAACUAUUUCUCCGACCAAUUCGACGUGAAGACUCUCGUCGAAGGAGCGAAGAUUGCAAUCAGAGUUUCGGAGGCAAAAGUCUUCAAGCAAUUCGGUUCGCGACUGCAUCAAACACCCCUUCCCAAUUGUAAACACUUCGAAUUCCUCUCAGACGAGUAUCUCGAGUGUCAAAUUCGAACAAUUUCCAUGACAAUCUAUCAUCCCUGUGGAACAGCCAAGAUGGGUCCGGCGUGGGAUCAGGACGCUGUUGUAGAUCCCCGACUGAGAGUUUAUGGCGUAAGGGGUCUCCGAGUUAUCGACGCUAGCAUAAUGCCAACCAUCAGUAGUGGCAAUACAAAUGCUCCAACCAUCAUGAUAGCCGAAAAAGGUGCCGACCUCAUUAAAGAGGAUUGGCUAACCAAUCCGGAAUACAAAAAUGCUGACGCCUAUCAGAGCUAGCUCAGUUAGUUAGACGGGCACACUAAAGAGAAAAAUUAAGUGCCAUUGAAAAUAACAAAAUUAGUGGCGGCGUAGAAAUAUGUUCCUCCAUUAUAGGUACUGCUGAAUGAAUGAUUUCAAUUACAAAUUGUUUUGUUUUAAAGAUUGAAUGGAAAAAGUCAUAUUUUUAUAUUUUUGUUGAAUAGUUUUAGAAAAAAAAACCUUUAUUUAUUUUUUCUUUCUUUCUUUCAUUAAUUCUUAUCUAUGUUUAAGAGUACAAUAAGUUAAUAAAAUAUUAAUAAUGAAAACAAAAAUUAUUGAAGUAAUGUUAUUACUGCUUUAUAGUAACUAAUAAUAAAUAAGAAAAUGUU
This is a messenger RNA of Eupeodes corollae, 2801 nucleotides long. RefSeq names its product glucose dehydrogenase [FAD, quinone]. The record is from RefSeq and is a predicted model, not a curated record. The transcript has 2 exons. Lineage: Eukaryota; Metazoa; Arthropoda; Insecta; Diptera; Syrphidae. The coding region runs from base 556 to 2451 and encodes 631 amino acids. Gene Ontology annotation, molecular function: flavin adenine dinucleotide binding; oxidoreductase activity, acting on CH-OH group of donors.